Molecule: messenger RNA, 2861 nt
Organism: Effrenium voratum
Lineage: Eukaryota; Dinophyceae; Suessiales; Symbiodiniaceae
Source: the annotation of a GenBank genome assembly
GCUAUGUUCUGCUGAUCUUCCUGCUUUGACUCCCAUGGACCGGCUGGCGCUUUGGGACUGGAGAGCCGGUCACUGGGCGGCGCUUGGCAGCGCUGGCCUGCUGAGCGUUUGGGCCUGGAAGGCUGCGGCUGCCUCUGCGCCCUUGAGCGCCGAGUGGCGGAUUUUCGCCACGCUUUGGCGCGAAGGGUUUCUGCGGGUCUUCUUUCCCCGCGACGAGGAUGGCACGCGUUACAUGGGCGUCCUGGAGCGCCUGAAGCGCGUCUCCGAGCUGCGGGCGGUGCUAGGCCUGGAGCGGUUCCACCAGAUCGACUUGGCAAAGCAGCGGAAGCGGAACACAGUGGGCUGGGGGAAGACUGCGGGCACCCACCACAUGCAGCACCUACCGGAUCUGGUCUUCCGAGGCCGGGACCGGCGGAUCGCGCGGGCGGCGCUGCAACGAGCCGCGCAGCUCUUUGCGGAGCCCCAGCGCUGCCUGCAGCUGCACCAGGAAUGGGACCGGACCCCCAUCUUCCAAGACCUGGUGCUGGUGGGGGGUGGCCACUCCCACGUGCACGUGCUGCGCAUGUUGGGCAUGGAGCCAGUGCCAGGGGUCCGGGUGACUCUGGUCACCCGGGACGUGGAGACCCCCUACAGCGGCAUGCUGCCAGGGCACAUCGCCGGUCUCUACACCCGCGAGGAGUGCCACCUGGACUUGAACAUCCUGGCGCGCUUUGCGCGAGUGCGGCUGGUGCAUGCCAGUGUAGAGGGCAUCGACUUGCAGAAGAAGCGGGUGAUUUUGGCCGGCGACCGGCCGCCUCUCUCCUACGACGUGCUGUCCAUCAACAUCGGGUCUGCUCCCAAGGUCCAAGAGGACGCCGGCGAAGCGGGUGUCACCCCUGUGAAGCCCAUCGACGGCUUCGGCGCCCGCUGGGACGCGCUGCUCCGCACAGUGCCCUCCUGGCAGGGCGAACGGCGGCUGCUGGUGGUCGGCGGCGGCGCGGGAGGCUUCGAGCUGGCCAUGAGCAUCAAAGCCCGGCUCACCAAGGAGCUGGCGGCGCUUGAGAGCAGUGCAGUGGUCCACGUGGCGCUGGUCAGCCGCGCCACGCUGCUGCCUCAGCACACCUCGGGUGCCCGCGCCUUGGCGCGGCAGGCGCUGAAGCAGAAAGGCAUCGAGCUGAUCAGCGGCUGCGAUGUGUCCCACGCGGAGAACGGGCGACUCUACUGCCACGACGGUCGCUCCCUGCACUACGACGACUGCAUUUGGUGCACUCAGGGCUCGCCGCAGCAAUGGGUCGGAACCUGCGGCUUGCGCGUGGACCGGGAGGGGUUCUUGCUGGUGGACCAGCAGCUUCGCUGCUCCGGGAACGGCCAGGACGUUGGCCCGGUCUUCGCCGGGGGUGAUAUCGCCACGGUGCUCGACCACCCGCGCCCAAAGGCCGGGGUCUUCGCCGUGAUGGCCGGCAUGGUGCUGUGGAUCAACUUGCGCGCCACACUCCGGAGCGAGAAGCUGGUCACGUAUUGGCCGCAGCAGUCCUUCCUGGGGCUUUUGAACCUCGGGGAUGGCAGCUGCAUCGCCUCGCGCGGCUCUUUGGGUGCGCAAGGCGAGUGGCUCUGGGGCCUCAAGGAUUGGAUCGACCGGCGCUGGAUGUGGAACUACUGCCAAGGUCUGCCGGAGAUGCCCACGGCAGAGCCGCCUGCGUCGGCGGCCUUGGGCUCGGGCCGGCGCAGUGGGGAGCUGCUGUCGCUGCUGCGGAAGAGCGCCAUGCGCUGCGGAGGCUGCGGUGCCAAGGUGGGCGCCACCACUUUAGCCCAGGCGAUGGCCCGAUGUUCCAGCUACAUCCCCCGGCAGCCGGAGAGGGGCGAAAAGGCGCAGGUGGUGGUGGGCGCCGGGGAUGAUGCCGCGGUGGUGGACUUCUUUCACGCGAACGGCAAGAUCUCCACGGUGCAGAGCAUCGACUUCUUUCGGAGCUUUGUGGAGGACCCUUUUGUCAUGGGCCAAGUGGCGGCCUUCCACGCCUUGUCGGACCUUGAGGCCAUGGGCGCCUCGGCGCUGAGCGCCAUGGCCUUGGCGCAGGUGCCCUUUGCCAUGGAGGAGAAGCAGGAGGAGGACUUGGUGCAGCUCAUGGCCGGCGCCUCCUUGGCCCUCAAGUCCGUGGGCUGCGCUCUGGUCGGAGGACACACCUGCGAGGCCAAGGAGCUCGGCCUGGGCUUCGCGGUCACUGGCACCCUGGAUUCGAUCUCCGAAGCCAUGAAGAAGAACCUGCUGGAGCCAGGGGAGUCGCUGAUCCUUACAAAGCCGCUGGGCACGGGGGUCCUCUUCGCCGCAGACAUGCGAGCGAAGGCGCGGGGUCCGUGGAUCGCCGGGGCGCUGAAGCGCAUGGUCUGCUCCAACGGCGUGGCGGCCAAGGUACUUCGCGCCAAAGGCUGCGUGGCCUGCACCGAUGUCACCGGCUUUGGGCUGAUCGGGCACUUGUUGGAGAUGUGCUCCACCUCGCAAGUGGAGGUCUCCGUCAGCCUGCAGAAGGUCCCGGUCUACCCGGGUGCCGUGGAGUGCCUCCAGAUGGGCAUCGAGAGCUCUUUGCAGGCCGCCAACGUGCGCCUGCGGCGCGCCGUGAUCGCCACUGACCAGGUGCGGGCAGACCCGGCCUUCCCGCUGCUGUUUGACCCCCAGACAUCCGGGGGCUUGCUCGCCUCCGUGCCGCAGAACCGCGCGGACGUUUGCGUUGACCAGCUGCGGCUCUUAGGCAUGGACGCGGCGGUGAUUGGCUCGGUGACCGCAGCUUGCACCGGUGUCCAGCUGAUCACAGUCACCGAAUGAGGGCGCCGGGGCGUCAGGCAGUUGCCAGAUGACCUGAAGCACAGCUUGCCCACGCGAACGCACA